Molecule: messenger RNA, 1604 nt
Organism: Photinus pyralis (common eastern firefly)
Lineage: Eukaryota; Metazoa; Arthropoda; Insecta; Coleoptera; Lampyridae
Exons: 3
Coding region: 266-1531 (421 amino acids)
Molecular function (GO): zinc ion binding
Source: RefSeq, a predicted model, not a curated record
GUCACUAACGCCAUUUUUGUUAAAAAGGUCAAGGUGCGCUUUCCAAACAAUUGAAGUUUAACCUGGGAGUUUUCACGUUUUUAUUAGUUUUAAAGCAUUUUAGGUAAUUUAUACACUGAAGAGUAUUAAAAAAUAAAGCAUUAACAUCAGGCAAGUAUAAUUUAUAACUUCUGGUCAUUGUUUUAUAUGGAAAAACUAAGUAAAAAUUAAAAACCUUAUGUGUAUAGGUUAUGUUAAUGUCGGUUUUUAAAUUUUGUUUUACAGGAUGGCCCAUGUUUUACUGUUAGGAGCUAUUGCUGAGUUCUUUAAGGAAGAGCUUACUCUAUUGAGUAAGGGUGAAAAUUCGGUUAAGUCUAAUCGGAUUAAAAGAUACCAAUUUAAUGCCGAAUUAUUAUGCAUAAACGGUGAAGUCUUUGCCAGCAUGCGAAAACGAUUUUAUACUGUUAAUAUCCAACUGGAUGCUAGUAGGCACAUAGAGAGUGCUACAUGUACAUGCCCGAGGGGGCUGUACUUGUGCCAUCAUAUGGCUGCGCUUUGUGUAUUUGCUCGUGACAAUAUAUCAGUAACAGAUGUAGCAUGCAAGUGGAAUGUGAUGAAGCAAAAAGAAGAAGUGCAUGCAGUUGAUUUUUACUAUCCAGUCCGAGAACACCAGACAACAAAUCGUAAACCGACUGCUGAAGAAACAUCAAAUUUUCGUUCUCAAUUAGAACAAUACGGAGGAGCAGUUGGUUUUAGUUGGCUUUUGAAACCUGAACCUCCAUCAGAACAGAGUUUUUUAUUGGACAUUGAAUCCAUUGUUUUUUCUGAGCAUUAUUUAAAUGCUUUGGAUAAAACUAAUUUUUUAUUAUCACAAUUACUUUUGGAUGAUACAUCCAUUGAAACUAUUGUACGGGCCACAACAGGGCAAUCAACAAAUGCAAGUUGGCUUACGGCAAGGAAAAAUCGCCUAACAGCAAGUAACUUUGGAGCCAUUUUAAAGGCCUAUGCAAGAGGCAGUCGCGGUGGUAAAUUUCCGAUAUCUCUAUUUAGACGCUUAACAGAAUCAUACAAUUUGGAAGGUGUAAAGUCUAUUCAGUGGGGCAAAAAUCACGAAACAAUUGCCAUAAAAGAGUUUUGCGAAGCCUAUGAUCGUAAAGUCACUCCCACAGGGCUUUGGGUUCACUCUUGUGGAUUUUUGGGAGCGAGUCCUGAUGGAUUGGUGGACGAUGAUGCCAUAGUCGAAGUUAAAUGCCCCUAUAAAUUUAGGGAUAAGGAUUUAUUAGAAGAGCUGAAAAAAGACAAAAAGUAUAUUAUAUACUUGACUGACAAUCACGACAUUCUCGUCAAUGUUGACCAUGAUUAUUAUGCCCAAAUUCAAGGGACAUUGGCAUUAACAAAACGCAAUUUAUGCUAUUUAGUUAUAUGGACGCCAAAACAAUUAAUUAUUAAAGAAAUACAUAAAGAAGAAAGUUGGGAAGAAAAUUUUGAAACACUAAAAGAUUUUUAUUUACAGCAUUAUGUAUUAUAUUUAAUAGAAAAUUCAAAAUUUUAAACAUUUAUUUUUACCUUUACUUAUUAUAUAUGUAUAUAUUCAUUGUAUUAUUCCUUCAAUCUAAUAUCUUAUU